This is a messenger RNA of Heterobasidion irregulare TC 32-1, 636 nucleotides long. RefSeq lists its product as uncharacterized. The coding region runs from base 1 to 636 and encodes 211 amino acids. Lineage: Eukaryota; Fungi; Basidiomycota; Agaricomycetes; Russulales; Bondarzewiaceae. Gene Ontology annotation, biological process: DNA integration. The record is from RefSeq and is a predicted model, not a curated record. The transcript is spliced from 2 exons. Gene Ontology annotation, molecular function: nucleic acid binding.
AUGCUGCAACGCAAAACAAGCUCAGCCCUUGCCGACUGGAUCUUUGAGGAUAUCCUGUGCCGAUGGGGAACAUUGGUAGAGAUCGUCUCCAACAAUGGACCAGCAUUUGUCAAGGCACUCAACCAGUUAGCAAAAAAGUACCAUGUUUGGCACAUCCGGAUUUCGGGCUACAAUUCUCGUGCCAACGGCAUUGCCGAACGACCUUACUUCAAUGUUCGGCAGGCUCUGUUCAAAGCCGUUGAUGGAGAUCAGGCCAAGUGGAAUCAUGCAGCUCAUUUCGUAUUUUGGGCUGAUCACAUUACUGUUCAGCACCGAAUGGGUUGCUUGCCAUACUUUGCAGUGACCAGAACCCAUCCCCUUCUCCCCCUCAACAUCGCCAAAGCCACCUACCUCCUGCCGCCGCUGACCACAACCCUCAGCACCACUGACUUCAUCGCCCAAUGGGCCAUAGCCUUGCAAAACACCGAUCAGACCUUGCCCACCUUUGCAGCUCAGUUGUUGCUGAAGCUCACCAACCUUGAAGCCCUCCUCAACAUCUCGCAGGAACGCCUCUGGGCCAUGGAAGAUUCCCAAUUGAGCAACAACGACACCAAAAACGAUAGUGCCGAUGAAGAUACCAACACCAGCUCAGUCUGA